Messenger RNA from Danio rerio (zebrafish), 1698 nucleotides. It is a transcript of the gene cd36, whose product is annotated as CD36 molecule (CD36 blood group). NCBI's taxonomy places the organism in Eukaryota, Metazoa, Chordata, Actinopteri, Cypriniformes, Danionidae. Gene Ontology annotation, cellular component: membrane; apical plasma membrane; plasma membrane. The record is from RefSeq and is marked provisional.
GCUGCGGCUCGCCAUCAUGACCUGCUGCGAUCAGCGGUGCGCACUCAUCACCGGGGCCGUGCUGGGCGCCCUGAUCGCCUUGCUUGGCGGAAUCCUCAUCCCGGUGGGCGACAUGAUAAUUAAAAACACCGUCCAUAAGGAAACAGUGCUGGAAAAUGGGACUUUAGCAUUUGACACCUGGACAUCUGUAGACAUAGCGAUGUACAGGCAGUUCUGGAUUUUUAAUGUGGAGAAUCCCGAUAAGGUUUUAAGUGAAGGGUCCAAACCUGUGUUGGUGCAGAAAGGACCAUACACAUACAGGGUACGUUACAUCCCCAAAACAAAUAUCACCUUCAAUGACAACAACACUGUGUCCUUUGUGCUGCCGGCAGGAGCCACCUUUGAGCCUAGCAUGUCAGUAGGAUCCGAGGAGGAUGUGUUCACAUCGCUCAACCUUGCUGUCGCAGGUGUUUACCGUUUGAUUGGUCCUAAACUGGCAGAUUGGCUUAUCCGAAGCUCCGGUUCCUCACUCUUCCAGAACAGGACUGUUAAGGAAUUAUUGUGGGGCUACAAAGACCCAAUGUUGAACAGCUUGGUUGGAGCUUUUUAUCCAUAUAAUGGCACCGUAGAUGGACCCUACACUGUUUUCACAGGCAAAGAUGACAUUAAUAAAGUAGCCAUUAUUGAACGCUGGCAAGGUGAAACAUCAGUUAAUUACUGGAACGACUCUUAUUGUGACAAGAUAAAUGGAUCAGAUGGUUCCUCUUUCCACCCGUUCCUGGACAAGAAGGAACCUCUAUACUUCUUUUCUCCUGAUAUCUGCAGGUCAAUAUCUGCUGAAUAUGAGGCCACUGUGAACCUGAAGGGAAUUGAUGUGUAUCGGUACUUGCUGCCUGUUGAUGCUCUGGCUUCUCCAGUUUCCAACCCUGAUAACAUGUGCUACUGUACAGACCAUGAAAUCACAAGAAACUGUACCUUAGCUGGUCUUCUUGACAUUACUUCCUGUAAAGGAACCCCAGUCUUCAUCUCUCUGCCUCACUUCCUCUAUGCCAGUAUUGAGCUCCAGCAGGGGGUGGUCGGAAUGAACCCCAACUUAGAUGAACACUCCAUAUUUCUGGAUGUAGAACCGAUUACAGGUUUCACUCUGAGAUUUUCAAAAAGGCUUCAGGUCAACAUGAUGUACGGCCCAUCCGACGAUAUUGCACUUUUGAACAAAAUCAAGGAGCACACAAUUAUACCUAUUUUAUGGUUGAAUGAGACGGCCGUUCUGGACGAUGAGACGGCCAAAAUGUUCAAGAAUGAGCUGAUUUCCCGGAUGGACAUGCUGGAGGGCUUACAGAUCGGACUUUUAGUAACUGGUUCGGCAAUAUUUCUGGGCUGUAUGAUCGGUUUGAUUGUGGUGUGCUCGAAACCGUCAAAAACGAAUCUUUCUUAGGUUAAAUAAAGGGAGGGAUUCUUGUUGCUGAGUGGGAAUUGUAUAGUGUAACUGUAAUCUGAUCUCAGAAUAUGGCAAUUCUAUUUAUAUAUAAUUUAUAGACUCUGCAGUUUUUUGUGGAGAACAAUGAUUUCUUUGUGUAUUUGCUUGAUAUUGUAUCAAGUCAUACUUUAAACGGUUAUCAGGGCAAAUAUUCUGCCAUUUUGUGGUCUUACUGUGGUUAAUUUCAAAAUGAAAUAGUUUUGUAUGUCCGCACAAUUUCAGUAAAACAAAGAACUGUGAAA